AAAAGACUCUAAAAGCUUGAAGCUUUUAUUACCUUGUCUACCAUUGAAACGCCAUAAAUAUAACACUUCACUCCUUCCUUCUUCCCCUACUUGCCACUCUCUCUUACUCUCUCUCUUUCUCUCUCUAACGGGACAAGAGAAAUACCAGAAAGAACGCAACUCAAACUCCAUUUAUUUAAUACUCCUUUCCUCCAUUCUCCAUCACUUUCCCUAAAAAAUGGGCUCUGACAACCUCUUGUUCAAAUCUCACUAACUCACUCUUCGCUCAUAUAUUCCUCCCAAACCCCUCAUCUGGGUUUUCAAACUCAUUCCUUAAACCCUUUCAAAAAUGAUCACUCUUUUAGACCUUUACCAUGUCUUGACAGCAGUGGUGCCUCUAUAUGUGGCCAUGAUCUUGGCUUACGGCUCUGUAAAAUGGUGGAAAAUCUUCAGCCCUGACCAGUGCUCUGGAAUCAAUCGUUUUGUGGCACUUUUCGCUGUACCACUCCUCUCUUUCCACUUCAUCUCCACCAAUAAUCCGUACGCCAUGAACUUCAGAUUCAUAGCUGCAGAUACGCUCCAAAAAGUGAUCGUCUUGGGGGUCCUUUUAGUUUGGUCCAGAGCCAGUGCUAGAGGGUCCUUGGAAUGGUCCAUAACACUCUUCUCACUCUCCACUCUCCCAAACACACUCGUUAUGGGCAUUCCUUUACUUCAAGGAAUGUACGGUCACGAUUCUGGAAGCUUAAUGGUCCAAAUCGUUGUCCUCCAAUGCAUCAUCUGGUACACCUUAAUGCUCUUCUUGUUCGAAUAUAGAGGAGCUCGGAUCUUGAUCGGCGAGCAGUUUCCAGACACGGCAGGCUCCAUUAUAUCCUUCAGAGUUGACUCUGAUAUCAUCUCUCUAGAUGGAAAAGAGCCACUACAGACCGAUGCUGAAGUCGGAGAAGAUGGAAAGCUGCACGUGACGGUUCGGAAGUCAACGAGCUCAAGGUCGGAGAUAUUCUCCAGGCGUUCUCAUGGUCCCAACUCUGGUGUGUCGUUGACUCCCAGACCUUCUAACUUGACCAACGCAGAGAUAUAUUCACUUCAGUCUUCCAGAAACCCAACCCCACGAGGCUCGAGCUUUAACCACACUGACUUUUACUCCAUGGUCAACGGUGGUGGUGGGAAGAACAUGUUGAGCAAUGUGAGCCCCCGGCAUUCCAAUUUUGGCAACAUUGGUUAUGAUGAAGAAGUUGGUGGGAGAGGAAAUGGUGUGGUUUUUCAGCAAGGGAACAAUGGAGGUUAUCCUGCUCCGCCGAGUGCCGGUAUAUUUUCUCCGGUUGCUGGACCUGGUGGGAAGAAGAAACCAAAUGGGUCUGCUCCUCCUGCUACUGCUGCUGAUGGUGGUGGUAAAGAUCUCCACAUGUUCGUAUGGAGCUCCAGCGCUUCGCCUGUAUCUGAUGUUUUCAGAGGUGGAGACUUCGGCCAUGGGAAUGAGCUUGGUGGGGUACCUCAUAACCCAAAAGACUAUGACGAGUAUGGUCGCGAUGAGUUCACCUUUGCAAAUAGACAGGUCUCAAAUGGCAUCGACCGAGAAGGUCCGGUGCUUUCGAAGCUUGGUUCUAGCUCAACGGCUGAGCUUCACCCCAAGGCUGCAUCUCAGGCUGAUUUAAAGCCAACAGCAAUGCCACCAGCCAGUGUUAUGACAAGGCUUAUUCUUAUAAUGGUUUGGAGAAAACUAAUCCGUAAUCCAAACACUUACUCUAGCCUCAUUGGCCUAACCUGGUCGUUGGUCUCAUUCAAGUGGCAUGUUGCAAUGCCUGCUAUCAUAGCCAGUUCCAUCAAAAUUUUAUCUGAUGCAGGCCUUGGAAUGGCCAUGUUCAGUCUUGGUUUGUUUAUGGCUUUACAACCGAGGAUUAUUGCUUGUGGGAACUCAGUUGCUACUUUUGCCAUGGCUGUAAGAUUUCUUAUGGGUCCUGCAGUCAUGGCUGCAGCCUCUAUUGCUGUAGGACUGAAAGGGGUUCUGUUACAUAUUGCUAUUGUACAGGCUGCUCUUCCACAAGGAAUUGUCCCAUUUGUGUUUGCCAAGGAAUACAAUGUCCACCCUGACAUACUGAGUACUGGGGUUAUAUUUGGUAUGCUAAUUGCUCUUCCUAUCACUCUAGUUUACUACGUCUUGCUGGGACUUUGAAGCAUAAGAGGAAAAUAUGUUGAGAGAAACUCAGUUGUUACUUAGCUAGUGUUUCUCUUAUUACUUUUUUUUUUUUUGCCAUCUAACUGAAGAGCAAACAUUAUAUAGAUUUUGAGAAACUUAGAGAAGAAGAAGAAGAAAAAGAAGAAGAAAGAAAGAUUUUGUUCCGCAAAACCGAAGGACAAGGGUAAUUAGAAUGAAGAAAAGGACAAGAGAAUGUGGAAAAUGAAUAUAUUAACAUAUGAAAAAGAAGCAGAAUAGGAUAUUUUUAUUUUGGUUGUCCUUUUGUAGAUUUGAUGAACCUUGUGCCUUCUACUUGUGUUGUUUUGAUGAUGACAAGGAAAGUGAAGCUUGUUUUUAUUAAA
Messenger RNA from Cannabis sativa, 2514 nucleotides. RefSeq names its product probable auxin efflux carrier component 1c. The transcript is spliced from 6 exons. Bases 329 to 2149 code for a protein of 606 amino acids. NCBI's taxonomy places the organism in Eukaryota, Viridiplantae, Streptophyta, Magnoliopsida, Rosales, Cannabaceae. Gene Ontology annotation, molecular function: auxin efflux transmembrane transporter activity. The record is from RefSeq and is a predicted model, not a curated record. Gene Ontology annotation, cellular component: plasma membrane; endoplasmic reticulum. Gene Ontology annotation, biological process: auxin export across the plasma membrane; auxin polar transport.